AUGGCCCGCUUGCUGGGCACCCUGCGCGGCUCGCAGCCCGUGGCGCGCUUCCAGCGCUGCUGCGGGCUGUUCCCCGCCGGCGAGGAGGGCGGCGGCGACCCCGCCGAGGGGGUCCGGCAUCGCGUCGUCUGCAACGGGGGCGACGCGGGAGGGCAGCGCCGUCCGGGAGCCGCCGGCUGCGGAGCGCCCAACGGAGUGCGGGGCGGCCGCGGCCCGCGGGGCUGUGUACAGAAGUACGUUGUGAAGAACUACUUCUACUAUUACCUAUUCAAGUUUUCAGCUGCUUUGGGUGAAGAGAUCUUCUAUAUCACUUUCCUCCCAUUUAUCUACUGGAACAUCGAUCACUCUGUGUCUAGAAGGAUGAUAAUCAUUUGGUCUAUUGUGAUGUACAUAGGGCAGGUCUCCAAGGACAUCCUCAAGUGGCCGCGGCCCCUCUCACCACCUGUUGUGAAGCUGGAGAUGCGGACAGAUGCAGAGUAUGGGAUGCCUUCCACCCACGCCAUGGCAGCUACUGCCAUUUCCUUCUCCUUUUUCAUCACAACCACGAACCAGUACAAGUACCCGUUUGAGCUCGGCCUGAUGGCAGCGUUCGUGUUCUCCACGCUGGUGUGCCUCAGCAGGCUGUACACGGGGAUGCACACGGUGCUGGAUGUGAUUGGCGGGGCGCUGAUCUCAGCAGUGCUGCUGGUGCUCCUGUACCCCGUGUGGGAUAGCAUUGACCACGUGCUCCUGACCAGCCCCUUCUGCCCGCUGCUGUCCAUUGCUGUGCCCCUCCUGCUGUGCUACAACUAUCCCAAGUUGGACUACUACAGCCCCACCCGUGGGGACACCACCACCAUCCUUGGGGCCGGAGCUGGAGCGACUGUGGGGUUUUGGUUGAACAACCAGUAUGUGGCACCUGCAUACGUGGGCAGCAACACGGGAUUUCCUCUCAUCACCAGUACCACGGUGGUGCUCAUGCUGGCCAGGUUCUUUGUAGGGCUCCUCGUUAUCCUACUGACAAGGCAGCUGAUGAAGAAUGUGGUCCUGCGUGUGCUAUGCUACUGCUACAAGUUCCCCAUUGCUGACCUGGAUGCCCGGAGGAGGCUGGAAGUAGAAGUGCCAUAUAAAUUUGUAACAUACUCAUCAGUGGGCUUCACUGCUACUGUCAUCGUGCCACUGCUGCACCAGCUGCUGGGGCUGAUUUGAGCCUGGUUCCUUGGCAAGUAGCUCAUGGCACCACCAUUUCAGAGAGAAGUUGUUCGAGGCUUGAACUUGAUCAAAAAGGGUUUGCUGCCUUUCUGCACUGGCAAAACACCCAGUUUUGAAAACUGAAAAGGACUCGCUGUACCCAAAUAACUUUGAGUUAGAUAUAAUCGAUCCCAUUUGAUACCGGAUCCCAUAAAGUAGUGACCCAUGGCCAAGAAGGCUGAGCAUGGUGAGCACAGCAUGAAGCCGCGUCCCCACAAGUCAGCAGUGCCAUGGAGACACAAAAAAAAGAAAAAAUCCAACCCCAUAGAGUGAUUUCUAACCAAUCUCUCGCUAAUCCUAACCCAAAAGAUUGUUUCCUGUACGGUGGAGCAGAGUGGUGGCAGCGAUGAGGCUUGUGGUGGUGCUGCUGUGGAGCCUAGCUGUGUCCAUGCAGGGACUGGGUGCACACAGCCCCUGCAGUGCCCUGGGGUGAGGGGUGAUGCUGAGCUGCCACAUCACUGUUUGUCUUCCGCACGUCUUGCAGUAGUGUACAAAGUUGUAGAAUAGCAUUAGCAGUGUUCAUAGGCAUGCCAUCGCUGUGCUGCUCAGGCUGCUUAUUUAACGGUGUGUACUUGCUCUAGGACCAAUGAGCCGUAUGAUGAAUACAGCAGUGACUGUGGUCUGCUGGGCUGGGAGAGCAUAGUGCUGCAGCACAGAGCUCGGGGUGGGCCUGCGUGCCUUCCCUGCCUGUGCAGCACAAGCUUUAGCUGUGCACCUUCGUGCUCAUGGCUGCAAGUUUGACUUGGAUGUAAGGGAGGUGCUUUGCCGUCUGUUGGCUGCCUGUACACGCACAGCCGAGCUCCAAAGCUGUGCUGGGGGCUCUGGCUGACCAGCUGGGGCACUUGAAAAAGCCAUGUCAUGUCAGACACGGUCGGUGAGCUGCAGAAGGAAGGCAGGCAGAAACGUUAGCCAUUUGUAGGUUUGCCCAGGCUGCGGUUAAACUGUUUUAAAUUAGAGUGUGUGGACACAUCUGUCUUCACAUGUGCACGCAAAGAGUUUGGAUGGAUUUCCUCCCACACUGCUGUGGUGGGCGUGGGGCUGAGGCCACCAAAGCUGCUAGGUCCCCGUUUGGCCCCAUCCUGGUGCUGCUGGUCACAGGCGGGGGACACGGCGUCACUGCAGGUGGGACCUGGGGAGCUGAGAGGCACAGCCUGGGGGGGGGAGCAGCCGUGUGAAACACUCCUGUUCUGAAUCGCAGCUACUUGGUGAUAUGGGAACUUGUGUAAGUUGUACAGAGAUGCUUGGAUUUAUAAAGCACGUGCACAGA
Molecule: messenger RNA, 2497 nt
Organism: Phasianus colchicus (ring-necked pheasant)
Lineage: Eukaryota; Metazoa; Chordata; Aves; Galliformes; Phasianidae
Gene: SGPP2
Product: sphingosine-1-phosphate phosphatase 2
Biological process (GO): sphingosine metabolic process
Cellular component (GO): endoplasmic reticulum membrane
Molecular function (GO): sphingosine-1-phosphate phosphatase activity
Source: RefSeq, a predicted model, not a curated record